AUGGAGCGGGGAGCGCGGAGGGAAGAGGCGCGGGGGCUGCGCGCUCGCGCCGCUGCCGCCCCGCGCGACCCCCAACCCGCCUCCGCGGGCGCGCGCGCCGCAGACGCUCGGGCACGCGCGGCGCCCGCACCCCCCGCGGGAUCGGGAUCGAGAGCGGAGGCGCCGCUUGCCGCCCCCCCCUCAGUCUUCCCGCAGCGCCCGCCCGAGCCGCAGCCUCGGGAGCAGCGACAGCAGCCGCCCCGCGCCCCGCCGCGGCGGCGAGCGCCGCAUCGUACUGCGGCGGCUGGGCCGAGGGAGCGCGGGGAGGAGGGGGGAAAAGAGCUGGGGGAGAAGAGGACGGAGGAGCCCCGGGGGGAAGGCGGAGGACACCCCCACCCUCCGGCCUCUCCUUCCCCCCUCUCCUCACGGCGACCGGCCGGAGGGGCCGCACGGGUCGGGGCUCUCCCUCACGGGGCGCGGCACCGCCUCGCACGGACCGGCGGCUGCCCCGCGCGCAGCCCCGGCUGGGAGGCAAAGGGGACCGGGGGGAAGGUGGAGCGGCGGGGCGCUGCGGAGGCGCCUUCCCUGCCGGCGAGCAAGCGAGCGCCCGUGGGGGAGGAGGGGGAGGACCUGCAGCCUCCUCCCCUCAUCGCCGCCCUCUCUCCCGCCCGCCCGCCUCACGCGGGCAGCAUAGCAACCAACAUGGCGGCUGCGCAGUCACCCAGCAGCGGGCGGGAGGCGAUGAGAGAGCUCGCGAGACCCGAAGGGGGGCGGGCGUUGUGCUCUCCUUUCCAUUGGUCCGUCGUGUAUCCGUAA
Messenger RNA from Hirundo rustica (Barn swallow), 795 nucleotides. Its product is annotated as proline-rich protein 2-like. Lineage: Eukaryota; Metazoa; Chordata; Aves; Passeriformes; Hirundinidae. The record is from RefSeq and is a predicted model, not a curated record. The transcript has a single exon. The coding region runs from base 1 to 795 and encodes 264 amino acids.